Polyodon spathula (Mississippi paddlefish) is the source of this 3728-nucleotide messenger RNA. Its product is annotated as H(+)/Cl(-) exchange transporter 3-like. The record is from RefSeq and is a predicted model, not a curated record. The transcript is spliced from 13 exons. Bases 252 to 2702 code for a protein of 816 amino acids. Gene Ontology annotation, molecular function: voltage-gated chloride channel activity. Gene Ontology annotation, cellular component: membrane; synaptic vesicle; Golgi apparatus. NCBI's taxonomy places the organism in Eukaryota, Metazoa, Chordata, Actinopteri, Acipenseriformes, Polyodontidae. Gene Ontology annotation, biological process: transmembrane transport; chloride transport.
CUAGAGCGAGAGAAACCGGAAGUUAAAGUCAUAUUCACGCAGGCAAGGAAAAUAAAUACGAAAACACAAGCUCAAGGAGGCGAAAGUCAAGUCAUUUUUAGAAGAAAAUCAGAAACCUUCUGAAGAUAAUGUGUUUUACUGUGGGUCGAGACACCGUGGCUUUGGAGAGGUAGGACUGUAGCUUACCAAGAUCAAAGAGCGAGAUGUGACGUGCGCAUUGCUCGGUAAAGGCAAGGUUAUCAAAUAGCUAAAUGGAGUCGGAGCAGCUUUUCAAUAGAGGGUAUUCCCGAAACAGUUACAACAGCAUAGCAAGUGCCAGCAGCGACGAGGAGCUUCUAGAUGGAGCCGGCAUCAUCAUGGACUUCCACACCUCGGAAGACGACAUUUUAUUAGAUGGAGAAGCUUCAUCCGGGAGUAAUUAUACAAUGAUAAAUGGGGGAAGCAGUUCAACACAUUUACUGGACCUUCUAGAUGAGCCCAUUCCAGGAGUUGGGACCUAUGAUGAUUUCCACACAAUUGACUGGGUUCGAGAAAAGUGCAAAGACAGGGAAAGGCACAGAAAGAUUAACAGCAAGAAGAAAGACUCUGCGUGGGAGUUUACAAAGAGCUUGUAUGAUGCUUGGUCAGGAUGGUUAGUUGUGACGCUAACAGGCUUGGCUUCUGGUGCCCUGGCAGGUUUGAUAGACAUUGCUGCUGACUGGCUAACCGACCUGAAGGAAGGCGUCUGCGUCAGUGCAUUGUGGUUUAAUCACGAACAGUGCUGCUGGGGAUCAAAUGAAACUACCUUUGAGGAAAGGGACAAAUGUCCCCAGUGGAAGACGUGGGGGCACCUUAUCCUCGGACAGGCAGAAGGUCCGGGUUCCUAUAUAAUGAACUACAUCAUGUAUAUCUACUGGGCUUUGUCUUUUGCCUUCCUGGCUGUUUGUAUGGUAAAGGUGUUUGCACCAUAUGCCUGUGGCUCUGGCAUACCAGAGAUCAAAACGAUCCUGAGCGGGUUCAUCAUUCGAGGGUACCUGGGCAAGUGGACACUAUUGAUUAAGACUGUAACUCUGGUGCUGGCUGUGGCUUCAGGCCUGAGUCUGGGGAAGGAGGGGCCUCUUGUGCAUGUUGCCUGUUGUUGUGGCAACAUCUUCUCAUAUCUAUUCCCAAAGUACAGCAAAAAUGAAGCGAAAAAACGAGAGGUGCUGUCGGCUGCUUCUGCGGCUGGAGUGUCUGUUGCAUUCGGUGCUCCGAUAGGCGGCGUCCUGUUUAGUUUGGAAGAGGUUAGCUAUUACUUCCCCCUGAAAACGCUCUGGAGGUCAUUCUUUGCCGCUCUUGUCGCUGCGUUUGUCUUGCGCUCCAUCAACCCCUUUGGAAACAGCAGGCUGGUGCUGUUCUACGUGGAGUACCACACCCCCUGGUAUCUGUUUGAACUCUUCCCCUUCAUCCUGCUGGGGGUCUUUGGAGGGCUCUGGGGGGCCUUCUUCAUCCGCGCCAACAUAGCCUGGUGCCGUCGGCGCAAGUCCACGCGCUUCGGGAAGUACCCGGUCCUGGAAGUGAUCACCGUGGCAGCCAUCACGGCGAUCGUGGCGUUCCCCAACCCCUACACCCGGCAGAACACCAGCGAGCUCAUCAAAGAGCUCUUCACCGACUGCGGGCCCCUCGCCUCCUCCCAGCUCUGCCAGUACCGCAGCGAGAUGAACGGCAGCAAGGUGGUGGACGACACCCCAGAGCGGCCGGCCGGGCCCGGAGUCUACUCAGCCAUGUGGCAGCUCUCCCUGGCGCUCGUCUUCAAAAUCAUCAUGACCAUCUUCACCUUUGGCAUCAAGGUGCCUGCGGGCCUGUUCAUUCCCAGCAUGGCUAUCGGGGCGAUCGCUGGCAGGAUUGUGGGCAUUGCGGUGGAGCAGCUGGCUUACUACCACCACGACUGGUUCCUGUUCAAGGAGUGGUGUGAGGUCGGGGCAGACUGCAUCACACCAGGACUCUACGCCAUGGUCGGCGCUGCUGCUUGUCUUGGUGGUGUGACCCGAAUGACCGUGUCCCUGGUGGUCAUUGUGUUCGAGCUGACUGGUGGUCUGGAGUACAUCGUGCCCCUGAUGGCAGCAGUGAUGACCAGUAAGUGGGUGGGGGAUGCCUUUGGCAGGGAGGGCAUCUAUGAAGCGCACAUCCGCCUGAACGGCUACCCCUUCCUGGACGCCAAGGAGGAGUUCACUCACACCACGCUGGCCUCCGAGGUGAUGCGGCCGGGCCAGGGCGCUGCCCCCCUGUCCGUGCUCACGCAGGACGACAUGACCGUGGAGGAGCUGGAGGCCAUGAUCAGUGACAGUAGCUACAACGGCUUCCCCGUCAUCGUGUCAAAGGAGUCCCAGAGACUGGUGGGGUUUGCUCUGAGGAGAGAUAUCACCAUUGCCAUUGAAAAUGCCCGUCGAAAGCAGGAGGGUAUUGUCAGGACAUCCCGAGUGUACUUCACCCAGCACUCCCCGCCGCUCCCGGCAGACAGCCCCCGGCCUCUGAAACUGAGAGCCAUCCUGGACAUGAGCCCCUUCACCCUCAGCGACCACACCCCCAUGGAGAUCGUGGUGGAUAUCUUCAGGAAGCUGGGCCUGAGGCAGUGCCUCGUCACACACAACGGGCGCCUCCUUGGCAUUAUAACAAAAAAAGAUAUCCUCCGUCACAUGGCCCAGAUGUCAAACCUCGACCCAGAGACAAUAAUGUUCAAUUAAACCCCAUUGAGUCGAGGGGAGGACAGAAGAGGGGGAGGAGAAGGGAGACGGAAGAGGAGUGGAGAUGGAAGAAAAGACAUGGAAGAGGAUGAGGGGAGACAGAGGAGGGGGAGACUGGAGAGGAAGAGGAAGUCCUUCUGUUGAACAGCACAACGCUCUGACCCUGGAUCCCUCCUCAUUUGUAACUUAAGUGAAAUAAAAAUAAAAAGAAGAAAGUGAUUCUGCAACAACGUUUGCACACGAUGCUGCUUCAGUUGUGAUGCACUUCAGUAUCAUACAGGGAAGAUUACCCCUCCCCGUUGUGGCUAGAAGAGGUCUGGCCAUGAUAGGCAAACAAUGCACUUUGCGCUUCUGUUUCUGUGAUGUAAAGUGUCAGAUUAAACAGGGCAUCCACAGGACAGAAUGCUGAAAGUGAUGUGAGCCAUCUGUAUAAGACUGCAGGGGGCUGCCCUUUGUCACAAAUCUUUUCCACAUUCCAUAAUCAUUCAACUCAGCUGCUUUUUUAUUUUAUAUUUUUUUUAAAAAUUUUUUAACCCUUUUAGGAAUCUGGCGUGCCACCAAAACAGUUAUUUUUCUCAGGUUGAGGUGCUGUUUUUUCAUGCUUGUGUUAAUAUUGAGCAAAAACUCUAAAUAAUUCAAGUUUAAAGAGAAGUUUUAAAGGUUCUUGUAGUGUUCCUCAUUUUGAUGUUUCAGUCAGCUUCAUGUUUUGCUCUAAGUUUGUUCCUGUAUUUUGAGUAAGAAGAUGGUGGUAGAAUUGUGACAAACAGCAGAUGCACUAAUGAUGCCCUGCACUGCAUCUAGAAACCCCACUGAUUCGGAGGCCGUUUCAGCAACACCACACGUGGUGGCCAGUGAAGGAGGAGGUCCUGCAUAGUCAUGUGUUGGUGCACUCACUGAUUCAAGCUUUUCUUCCUGCUGCCAGCAGUCUGUAACAUUGCACUUGCGUUUAUUUUGUGUUUGUUAUUAAAAAACAAGUAAUUGUAGGCUGAUAUUUACAGUGAAAAAAAGUCUACAGUAUGUCCCUUU